CCGGUUCCCGGCCGGGGCUGGGCGAGCCCCGGUGCCCCCAGCGCUGGGAAGCGGCCGGCGGGUGUCCCGGCGUGGGGCAGGGUCCUGUCCCGCAGCGCAGCCCCAAGCACCGGCUCCGGUGAAGCCUCCGUCCCCUGCCCUCGGGCCAGCGCCGGUCGUGGCUGCGGGCCCGGUGCUGGCAGGAGCUCCGGGAGCGCACAUGGUUAACGCAGCUGGCGGGGGAGGGCUGCGCGCCCCGUCCCGCUCCUCCCGUCCCAUCCUGUCCCGUCCCGUCCCUCUCCACCGCCUCCGCUCCAGAAAGUGCAUUUCCGCCCAGGCCGAAGGAGGAGACGGGGCCGUGGAAGCGGGAGGCAGCCGACCCGGCGGGGCAGUGCGGGGGGAUGCUCUAGGGAAGGGACGGCAGCGCCCGGAGGAGCAGCCCUGCCCCGGAGCUGGCACCUCACAGGGCACUGCCAUGGAGGGGCUCUGGGUGCCCGGUGUCCUGCUGCUUUCCUGCCUGCUGCUGCCCUUUCCUGCGAGCAGCCAGACCAGCCCCAGCCCUGACCGGAGCUGGGAGACGGACCCCACAGAGGCACCAUCCCAGCACCACACUGCCAGGGCCAUGCAGGAGCAGGUCAGCAGUGCCCGGGAGAUGCCCCUGCGGCCCCGCUGUGUUCGCUGCUGUGAGCAGCCUGACCAGCGCUUCUACCACCCCCAGUACCAGCCUCUGCCUCAGAUCAACAUGACCAUCCUGAAAGGUGAGAAAGGGGACCGCGGCGAGCGAGGCAUGCAGGGCAAGUUCGGCAAGACGGGGGUGGCCGGCAGCAGGGGCCACAUGGGGCCCAAGGGACAGAAGGGCAGCAUGGGCGCCCCGGGGGAGCGCUGCAAGAGCCACUAUGCUGCCUUCUCGGUGGGCCGCAAGAAACCCCUUCACAGCAAUGACUACUACCAGACCCUCAUCUUCGACACAGAGUUUGUCAACCUCUACGACCACUUCAACAUGUUCACGGGCAAGUUUUACUGCUACGUCCCCGGGAUCUACUACUUCAGCCUCAACGUGCACACCUGGAACCAGAAGGAGACGUACCUGCACAUCAUGCGCAAUGGGGCGGAGGUGGUGAUCCUCUAUGCCCAAGUGAGUGACCGCAGCAUCAUGCAGAGCCAAAGCGUCAUGCUGGAGCUGCAGGAGCAGGAUGAGGUCUGGGUGAGGCUCUACAAGGGUGAGCGUGAGAAUGCUGUCUUCAGCGACGAGUAUGACACCUACAUCACCUUCAGCGGCCACCUCGUCAAGUACAGUGGGGACCCCUGAGCGCCCAGUGUCCCCCCGCUCCUCCUGCCCUGGGGCGAGUGUCUGAGGAGCCCCUGCCACCCCUCACCCUGGGCAUGCCACCACUGUCAGCUGUUUGCCCAUCCACGUGCCACUACCCCCGGCAGCUGCACAGUGUGUGAAUGUCCCCACCAUGGCUCCUUGAGAACCUGGAGGAGUCGGAGCAGUUUCCAGCCUCUGCUGCAUUUGAGACCCGGGAAGCAGCCGUGCACGGGGUGCGGGCAGGGAGCUCAACCCCUCCUGUGCUUGCCUCCAGAGCUGGGUUUGCUGGGGCACAGCCUGAGCCGGCACCAGCUGAACAGGUUUGACUGCCAGUGCCCCGGAGCAAAGCAGCACAGACACGUGCACCAUGUUCCUCCCUUGCUCCCUCGCACUGUGCCACACUCUGCAGGCUCCUAAUCCUAGAAAAGGGCAGAGGAUGCUCAACACCCAGCAGGGAAGGCAAUAAAACCACUAAGAGCCCCUUUUCCUUUCCACAGAGCCGGGUCCCAGCCCCACAGACGUUGGGCACCCGCUGAAAUCCCCCAUGCAGAUUGCAGCAGUUCCCUCCACAAGCCCCAUCACAACUCCAACCACAGCCUCUGCUCGGUACCGACACUGCCAGUGGGUGCUGGCUCCCCACCGGCAGCCCUGGGGUUGGGGCCUUUGGCCUCAGCCGCUUCCUCUUCAGCUACAUUAUCUGCUGGCCAGGCUUUGUAUUUCUCUAGAUGCAACAGCAGAGCAGGGCCCAGGGCAGCAUCCUGCCCCCCUCCCUCUGUACAGCUUUAAACAUUAAACACUCCACGAUUUCCAGUUCUACUCA
Molecule: messenger RNA, 2108 nt
Organism: Strigops habroptila (Kakapo)
Lineage: Eukaryota; Metazoa; Chordata; Aves; Psittaciformes; Psittacidae
Gene: C1QTNF1
Product: C1q and TNF related 1
Exons: 4
Coding region: 200-1288 (362 amino acids)
Molecular function (GO): protein binding
Source: RefSeq, a predicted model, not a curated record